AUGUCAUAUUACAAUAGAUAUAGAAAUAGAAAGAGACAGGACAAUAAUGACGGUAGUGGAGCAGCAGGAGGGUCCAAUAAUGGGUUACCUGUAGGAUUAGGAGGUGCCUCUGAUGCUAUCUUUGAUCUCGGUAAGAACAAAAGAGUCACUGUGAGACAAUUUAGGAAUAUUAAUUUGAUUGAUAUUAGAGAAUACUAUUUGGACUCUUCCUCUGGGGAGAUGAGACCUGGGAAAAAGGGUAUUUCUUUGACUGAAGACCUAUAUGAUGAGUUACUGAAACAUAGAUUGAAUAUAGAUGAGGCGUUGAGAAGGUUUGGUUCGAAGAGACCAAGAACUAAGACUGUGAGGGUGCUCUCUGAUGAUGAAGAUGAAAAUGAUCAAUUGGAAAAAAAUUCAGCCACGAAGGGUGAUGAGAAUGCACCUGAUGCUGAAGGUGAUAGGAGCAAGAGUAAGAAGAAGGAGAAGUUGGCUGCUGAUAAAAAGGCAAAGAGGAGUGCGAAAACUGAAUAUGAGGAUUAUGAUGAAAUGGAACCUAAAACAAAGAAGAAAAGACCUGCUCCACCGACAUUACUGCCUCAUGAGGAAAAUAGAGAAAAUCAGAAACGUGAAGCUAAUGCCACGUUAAUGCUUCCAGGUGCUGGUAAAUCACCAAAUCCACCUACACCUGUGGUUACAGAAACUGAGAAGGGGCCAAUACUUCCACCUGUAGUGGCACAGAAGGAGGAGAACCCAGUUGUCACUGCUGAUGCCACUACCAAUGAUGAUAACGAAAAUUCCAGUGACGAAGAAUUCGCUCAAAGUUUGGAGGCAGAAAUGAAUAAGAUGGACGACGAUAUAAGUGAAGAAGAGUAA
This is a messenger RNA of Naumovozyma castellii, 852 nucleotides long. RefSeq names its product chromatin-binding transcription coactivator SUB1 (gene SUB1). The record is from RefSeq and is a predicted model, not a curated record. The coding region runs from base 1 to 852 and encodes 283 amino acids. NCBI's taxonomy places the organism in Eukaryota, Fungi, Ascomycota, Saccharomycetes, Saccharomycetales, Saccharomycetaceae. The transcript has a single exon.